This is a messenger RNA of Penaeus monodon (black tiger shrimp), 908 nucleotides long. Its product is annotated as class E basic helix-loop-helix protein 22-like. Lineage: Eukaryota; Metazoa; Arthropoda; Malacostraca; Decapoda; Penaeidae. Gene Ontology annotation, molecular function: protein dimerization activity. The record is from RefSeq and is a predicted model, not a curated record.
UCACGCCCACCGCGGUCAAGGAGGAGCGCGACCAUCGUGACGAUGGUACUGGCGGAUCUUGCAGCGACGACGACGGCGCGCGAAGCGGCCCCGGGGGCGGCCCGCGCGAGUCCCUCGGGCCCGGGGGCAAAAAAGUGCGACAGCAAAAACACGUGAGACUUUCUAUUAAUGCACGCGAGCGGCGACGAAUGCACGACCUGAACGACGCACUGGACGACCUGCGCGCUGUCAUCCCGUACGCUCACUCUCCCUCCGUCAGGAAGCUCUCCAAGAUUGCCACCCUGCUCCUCGCCAAGAACUACAUCCUCAUGCAGUCCAACGCCAUCGAGGAGCUGCGGCGGGUGGUGACGUACCUCAAUCAGCCCGGCGCUCACCUGCCGCACCUGCCUCCGUCGGCGGCCUUCGAGACGGGGCUGGGCGGCGCGGACACGGGUGCGGGGGCCCUGCCGCCGGGCUUCCCGCGCCUCCCCAUGUUCAAUGACCCGUCUCCUCCCUACAAGUCUCAGUCAUAACGAGUCCUCGCGGGAACUUUAGCGAGGAUUCCUUCGCUGUGAAACGAGACGAGCGCUAUGCUGUGGCGGGGAUUCCUGAGGACUGAGGACUGAGUGAGCUUUCUGAGGGCAGGACAGAGUGAGGGGGACCAACAGCCGAUACUCGUCACCGUUCCUUCAGGUCGUGCAUCCGCCGCCUCUCCCGUGCGUUGACAGGCAGCCAUGUUAACCCGCGGCCAGCACGUGCGAAUACGUGUCGCGCGUACUUUGUUUUCGUACAGUCAUCCCGCGGUGCUGCCUCUGUGUCACUUGCUCAACACGACGCCCUUGGUCGGCAGAGAAGCACUGGUAGCCUGAGACACGAUUAUCUCCUCGCUCACUUACUUAUUCCUUUCCCUUCCUAUUUCCAUCAUUUUU